GUUACCUGUCAGCGGCCGCGGGAUGGAGGGGCUCAUCGAGCUGGUGAACCGGCUGCAGGACGCCUUCGCGGCGCUGGGGCAGAGCUGCCUGUUGGAGCUGCCGCAGAUCGCUGUGGUGGGCGGGCAGAGCGCCGGCAAGAGCUCGGUGCUGGAGAACUGCGUCUCCAGGGAUUUUCUUCCACGAGGAUCUGGAAUUGUAACAAGGCGACCAUUGGUUUUACAGCUUGUCACUGCCAAAACAGAAUAUGCGGAGUUCCUACACUGCAAAGGGAGGAAGUUUACAGAUUUUGAUGAGGUUCGUCAAGAAAUUGAAGCAGAAACAGACAGAGUGACGGGACUGAAUAAAGGCAUUUCUUCAAUUCCUAUUAAUUUAAGAGUGUAUUCCCCACAUGUGCUAAGCCUGACCCUUGUUGAUUUGCCUGGAAUCACUAAAGUGCCAGUAGGGGAUCAACCUCCAGAUAUAGAGCAACAGAUCAGAGAUAUGAUUAUGCAGUUUAUUUCUCGUGAAAACUGUCUGAUCCUGGCUGUGACUCCAGCCAACACUGAUCUUGCCAACUCAGAUGCAUUGAAGUUAGCUAAAGAAGUAGACCCUCAAGGCCUGAGAACCAUUGGUGUAAUUACAAAACUGGAUUUGAUGGAUGAAGGAACUGAUGCAACAGAGAUUCUGGAGAACAAGUUGCUCCCUCUUCGUAGAGGGUAUAUUGGAGUUGUAAACAGAAGUCAGAAAGACAUUGAUGGGAAGAAGGAUAUUAAGGCAGCCAUGCUGGCAGAAAGGAAAUUCUUCCUUUCCCAUCCAGCUUACAGGCAUAUGGCAGACCGGAUGGGAACACCAUAUCUGCAGAAAGUUCUAAAUCAGCAACUCACCAAUCACAUUCGAGAUACACUGCCAACCUUCAGGAGCAAACUUCAGAGCCAGCUGCUUUCUAUAGAGCAUGAAGUAGAGGCAUAUAAAAACUUUAAACCAGAAGAUCCGACUAGAAAGACUAAAGCCUUACUGCAGAUGGUUCAACAGUUCUCAGUGGACUUUGAAAAAAGAAUUGAAGGAUCAGGGGAUCAAGUUGACACAUUAGAACUAUCUGGUGGUGCCAAAAUCAAUCGUAUUUUCCAUGAGCGUUUUCCUUUUGAACUAGUAAAGAUGGAAUUCAAUGAGAAAGAACUGCGGAGAGAAAUAAGCUAUGCAAUCAAAAACAUACAUGGUAUCAGAACAGGUUUGUUUACUCCAGACAUGGCCUUUGAGGCUAUAGUUAAAAAACAGAUAGUGAAGCUGAAAGGGCCUUGCUUAAAAAGCGUGGAUCUGGUGAUGCAAGAGUUAAUCAACACUGUCAAGAAAUGCACUAAAAAGCUGGCGACCUAUCCAAGGCUGUGUGAGGAAACAGAAAGGAUUGUUGCUGGCCACAUUCGAGACAGAGAAGAGAAGACCAAGGAACAGGUACUGCUGCUAAUUGAUAUCCAGGUAUCUUACAUCAAUACCAACCACGAAGACUUCAUUGGCUUUGCAAAUGCCCAACAACGAAGCAGUCAGGUUAACAAAAGUGCAGUUGGAAAUCAGGGAGCCAAUCUACCGCCUUCACGGCAAAUUACACCAAGUUUAUCUAUCAGAAUUCUGAAGGAAGGAACUGUGUCAUCGUCCAUUCAUCCUGUCCACACAACCCAGCUGCCGGUCAGAAUAUUGUCUCCACUCACUUCUGGCAUGGCUUAUGUUUCUCACCUUCCUGAUGUUCAUAACUCAUAUCACUCAUAUCCGGUGAUCCGGAAAGGCUGGCUCACCAUCAACAAUAUCGGCAUCAUGAAAGGGGGGUCCAAGGAAUAUUGGUUUGUUCUGACAGCAGAAAGCUUGUCCUGGUAUAAAGAUGAGGAGGAAAAGGAAAAGAAGUACAUGCUUCCCUUGGACAACCUGAAAGUGCGAGAUGUUGAAAAGAGCUUCAUGUCUAGCAAACAUAUUUUUGCCUUGUUUAACACGGAGCAAAGGAAUGUUUACAAGGAUUAUCGCUUCCUUGAGCUGGCCUGUGAUGCCCAGGAGGAGAUGGAUAGCUGGAAGGCAUCCCUGCUGCGUGCUGGUGUCUAUCCUGAUAAAUCCUCAGGGAACAACAGAACGGAAAACGAUGAGAACAGCCAGGCAGACAAUUUCUCCAUGGACCCCCAACUGGAGAGGCAGGUGGAGACUAUUCGCAACCUUGUGGACUCCUACAUGUCUAUUAUCAAUAAGUGUAUUCGUGAUCUGAUACCAAAAACAAUCAUGCACCUUAUGAUCAACAACGUAAAAGAAUUCAUAAAUGCAGAGCUCCUGGCUCACUUGUAUUCCUCUGAGGACCAAAACACCUUGAUGGAGGAGUCAGCAGAACAGGCUCAGAGGCGAGAUGAGGGGCUUCGCCUGUACCAAGCCCUAAAAGAAGCACUGGCAAUCAUUGGAGAUAUUAGCACUAGCACUGUAUCUAUCCCUGCCCCACCUCCAGUUGAUGAUUCUUGGCUACAGCAAUCCCGCAGAUCACCCCCUCCAAGUCCUUCAACUCAGAGAAGGCCUACAUUAAAUAAUCCCCCAACCAGACCUUUAUCUGGCCGAGGACCUGCUCCAGCAGUCCCAUCACCAGGCCCUCUGUCUGGGGCUCCACCGGUCCCAUUCCGUCCAGGACCAUUACCUCCAUUUCCUAACAACAGUGAAGGUCUUGGGACACCACCGCAGGUUCCAUCUCGGCCAACGCGGGCUCCUCCCAGUGUUCCAAGGCCAAGGGAGGAGUCAGUCUUCUCUUUCAGUAACUGGCGAGUGGAUACAGAUGGCUUCUCCCGUCCUGACAGUCCAACACACUUGCUUGAUAUGUGAUUUGUUCCAUGUUGCCGGCUGUUUGUUUUGUUCCUGGUUUGUGUUUUAUCCCUCUCUACUUUUCCAGAAUGAUGUACACAGCGGCGGCGUUUUGUGAGGAGCAAGUGCUCAGUUUCCCUCUGAAUGUUGCUCUGUAUGUUAAUGGCCUCAUUAAUAUGAGCCACAACACCUGCCAUUGGUUUUGUGGUAUGUAAAUGAUUACUGGCAUGGACUUUUGCACACUGUGACUGGAUCUCUGAAUCCUCAGUCAUUACCGAAGGUCUCAUACACCUGCUGUAAAAAUGUCGCACUGCAUUUCUGAACCUGAAAUAAAGGUAAACGCUG
This is a messenger RNA of Mauremys reevesii (Reeves's turtle), 3142 nucleotides long. It is a transcript of the gene DNM3, whose product is annotated as dynamin 3. The transcript has 24 exons. Bases 23 to 2818 code for a protein of 931 amino acids. Gene Ontology annotation, cellular component: microtubule; membrane; cytoplasm. The record is from RefSeq and is a predicted model, not a curated record. Gene Ontology annotation, molecular function: GTPase activity; microtubule binding; GTP binding. Lineage: Eukaryota; Metazoa; Chordata; Testudines; Geoemydidae.